Macrobrachium nipponense is the source of this 6251-nucleotide messenger RNA. RefSeq names its product glutamate receptor-interacting protein 2-like (gene Grip). The record is from RefSeq and is a predicted model, not a curated record. Lineage: Eukaryota; Metazoa; Arthropoda; Malacostraca; Decapoda; Palaemonidae. Gene Ontology annotation, molecular function: protein binding. Gene Ontology annotation, biological process: neurotransmitter receptor transport, endosome to postsynaptic membrane.
AGCGAGAGUCAGUGAGCGUCUGCCUCUCGUCCCGUUAAGACUUCUAAAUUUUGUGCUCCUCCGUUCUCCCUUAUCCAUACGGGCGAUACGCUUGGAUCGAUAGACCGUAUAAAAAAUAAAUGAGUUAAUCUAUUUCCAAUUCUGAAGUGCAAGGAAAAUGUUUGAAAAUGGUAUACUACUACAGCAAUCUAAAGCAACCAACGUGUCCCCAUUGUAGUACUAGUAGGCUUAGGCCUACGGCAAGAUUAUGAAGUACAUUACUAUUAUGCCUAAUUCGCGUGACCUAAAACAGACUUGUUUUGAACGGCUACGUCACUCCACGUUACUUAAAGAAACUUAAGCAUCGUGUUUUAGGUAAUACGUGGUGAAUUAUUAGGCCUAUUCACGAUUACUGAGGAAUAUUGAAACUUCUUCCCUGGGCAGCUAGGCCUACGCUGCAGAAACUGCCAAGGGUGUGUUCAGCACUGCCUUUUUUGGGGAAACGAUGGAUCGUCCUGUAAAUGUGGAAACUACUACUUCACCGUCUUCCCUUUGUACCUUAAACGGAAAUAACGGCUGAAGGCCACCAGUAUUCGUGACUAUAAGUGACUGUGAUUUUGCCUUCAAAGCUGUACGCUUUUAUUAUAAUUAUAUAUAAUCAUUAUUCAGAAAAUGGAUCAAGCCCACCAAAGGGGCCACCGACUUGAAACUCAAGGAGCUUCCAGAGAAUAUUAUUCUAUCCCCAACAAUGGUGUCAGCGAAUGACCUGAGGUCAUUCCAAGGUCAAGUGUUAUAUGAGACGAGCGACUGCGUUUGAAUCUAACGAAGUGAGUUUGAAGUUAUUUAAGUGAAUGAUAUAAUUUUAUUAAAAAAAAAAAAAAAUAGUGACAGCAUGGCGUCCUUCCUUCAGUACGCCCUCUCCCCCUUCCCCCGUCGCAAGAAUCGGAAGGGGGACAGGACCUCCACGAUCUCGCAGGACACCGUCACCUCCACGUCCACCUCGACGACGUCCACGCCCGCGCCCACGCCCGCCCCGCCGUCCCCGGCGCCCAAGACGCGCUCCGUGGGCAUCCAGACGCCCACGUUACCCCGCAGGGCCCUGGAGGAUUCCCCAGGCACGCCCAGUGCCCGCCGGAGGUUCAAGGAGAAAUGGCAGAAUUCGCCUCUGAUGAGUCGGAGGGCGUCCCAAGAUACCCUGCGGGAGGGCAGCGUGACGCCCGUGCCCCAGAGGAAGGCCGUCUCGCCUCCGGGGGAUUUCCAUUCGCCCGCGACCUCUAGGAGGCACAUCUCCCCGCCGCCUCUGCCAUCCUCCUCCUGCGCCUCUCUCAGCAGCCACGAGCCCCCGCCCACGCCCUCGUCGUCCUACACCUUCACCUACGACGCCCCACCGACGCCCACCUCCACCCGGCGCUGCCCUUCCCAGGUCAGCGUGGACAGUAGCCACGCCCACCACGUGGUGCACGUCGGGGCGGCCGGGCUGGAACUGGGCGGCCUGAGGGGCUGGGACCGUGAGGUCGUCCUCCGCGGGGAGGGUGGUGGGCGUAGGGCGGCGGGCGUGAUGCGAGAGAGCGUGCGGAUGUCCCAGUGCGUCGUGUGGCAGUGUCUGCCGCUGCCGGGCGGGAUUUGGAGCCGGAAGGCCAACGGCAAAGACGAAAACGGAGGUCCUGACACCCAGUAUAGCACCAUAGUCCGAGAUCCUAGGACUAGUUACAUCGCUGAGGAAGUCAGGGGAGUCAGCACUGUGCAGUUAUGGAAGAAGGAAGGUUGCACUCUGGGCUUGAUUGUGGCAGGUGGAGUCGACAAAGGGCACCGCCCCCGGGUGGCAAACCUGCGGCCGGGGUCUUCCGCCCACCGGUCAGACGCCCUGAGCAUAGGUGACUACAUUCUGGCGGUCAACGGGAUUCGAACGCAGGCACUGACCCACCAGCAGAUAGUCUCCUUGCUCAAAAACGCCGGCGACAAGGUCGACCUGGAAGUCGAGUACGAGAUACCGAAUUCGCCCGUGCAAGGGAGCGGAUGCGUCAUCGGCCGGAGUGUUGGAGUCCUGUUGGAGAAGGAGGAAGGGAGCUUCGGCUUCACCGUCAGGGGCGGGACGUCCCACGAAGCCACCAAGAGCAGGCCCCUCAUCAUCACCCACGUCAGGCCCGGAGGACCUGCCGACAGGGAAGGAACCAUCAAAGCAGGCGACCGUCUACUGGCCGUAGACGGGCGAGAUUUGACACGAUGUUCCCUGACCGAAGCUCAGGAGACACUUCGGCGGGUUGAAAGGAGUGCCACGCUCACCAUAGAGUACGACGUAUCUGUGAUGGAGAGCGUCAGGGCGUCUGGUGGACCUUUGCUGGUGGAGAUCGAGAGGGCCAUUGGCACUUCCCUGGGCAUCACCUUGACGCAUGCCCACCCGGAACCCAACGCCAUCAUCAUUGAAACGAUCAAGACUGCCAGCAUAGCUGAGAGGUGCGGCGCCCUGGCUGUCGGUGACAUCGUAGCGGCCAUCGACGGCACCCGUCUCGACCAGUUGACGGUAGCGGAGGCCGCCCAGCUGCUGAAGACAGCCCCAGGGACCCACGUGACCUUGGAGAUCAUUCCGGGGCCCACUAGUCCUCAGAGGAUCAGCUUCAGGAGGGGAGGGGGCGUGGCCUUCCCCCACCUCUACGGCGGAAUGACCAACACCACCGGCUGCUACGUCAGCAGUGGUGGGGGUGUUGGCGGAGGAGGGGGAGGAGGGAACGGUUACCUAUCGGGAGGGUCAAACUACAACACCUUGACCUCUAGACCCAGGUCAGCGGCCGCCAGGAGGGUCAACAGACGAAAUAGGCCCAGCGAUCGCGCGGAAACAGGCUCCGUAUCCUCUCACACUACGGCGGGGAGCGCAGGCGCGAUCGGCGUGUGUCAUCCCGAGUGCCUGACGGUGACGCUGGUGGUGGAAGGCAGGGGUUACGGCCUCGUCCUCAGACCUCCUCCCCAUCCCUCUGACCCAGACACGGCCCUGCCCGUCAUAGCGGCCAUAGAUCCAGGUGGCCCUUGCGAUAAGUGCAGCGUCAUAUGCGUAGGAGACAGACUCAUGGGAGUAAAUGGCAGGAGCGUAUCAGGCCUAGGAGUGAGCGAGGUGACCCAGAUGGUGGCCAAUUCUCGCCCUACGGUAACCCUAGACGUGGAAUUUGACGUGGCAGACUCCGUUGUGCCUUCUUCGGGGACCUUUGCCGUCAAGCUGGCUAAGAGACACAACGGCCUUGGCAUCACAUUGACAGCAGGUCGCAGAGCAGCUUCAGGAGAACCCUUCCUGAUAAGCGAGGUCGUCAGGGGAUCCCCAGCUCACCGCUCUGGAACGAUGCAGCCGGGAGACCGCCUCUUGGCCAUCAACGACACGCGCCUCGAACACCUGACCCUGGAAGAUGCCAGGGCCAUCCUCCAGUGCUGCGACGACAUCGUCACUCUCAGAGUACAAAAGGACGAGCUGUAUUCAGAAAGCGGAGGACUUGUGAUGUACACCGUAGAGCUUGUCAGGCAUGGUGGCGCCCUUGGUAUAACCAUCUCGGGUAGUGAGGAACCCUUUGACCCAAUCUUCAUAGCUGGUCUUGCUCCAGGUGGGCUGGCAGAUCGGACAGGGGCCAUCCACAUUGGGGACCGCCUUUUAGCCAUCAACGGGGCGUCCCUUCGAGGGAAGCCUCUCAGCGAGGCCAUCUUGAUGCUCCAGAACUCUGGAGACACUGUGACUCUCAAGAUCUCGCGACCAAGAGACUCUGGAGUACCCAGUGAAGAACUGAGUCGAGAGGAUUGGCUUGGCAGGUUCGGACCGGCGAUUCCUUCCGUGGAUUCCGCUGUCGAAUCCUGGGACAGUUCGGGUCUGGAUCCCGCGCCUGCAGGAUCUACUCCUGCAAUGUCCAAGAGAGAUUCUGGGUCAGACAUCGUUUUCAGAUCAGACUGCGGUAGUACAGUGCGCCGUCGUGCAGGUACAGAGGGAAGAGACGAACCCAAUGUGAAUGGAGAUUCAGAGAAUCCCGAAGCCAACAGAAAACCGACAGAGGAGGAGACGAGGGACAUGUGGAGAUCACCUUCUCCACCUCCGUCAGUAGACAGCGGACAGUCAGAGGAUAAGACGGACUGGGACAAGAUGAUCGCUGACCUCAACCAAAUUUCCGAGAGCUGUGGCUUGCGGAACCGACCCCAGUCUCCUCCUCAUCCUCCCCCCACCCAGCUCAUCCUACCGAACGGACAUGCAGGCAACUGCAUGCAGAGGAAGAAAGAAGGAGGAGUGACAAGCAACGGCGAGAUUCCCAACGGCGAGGGGCCCUCCCCUGCCGAAGCAGCGACCACAACAACAGCGCACUGCCAGACUCUGUCGAAUAGAAGACGCCCAAUCGUGACGGUCACCAGCGCCAGUAGCAGCCUUGAAGGAGAGCCAAAAGAAGAGGGCAUCUACUCCAUCAGCAACGCUGCCCUGACGUACACGGCCACCUACGGGAGAACAGCAUCGCCCCCUCCCGGUGGAGGACAGGUCUACCAAGUCACCUUGCUGAAGGAUCGUGUCUAUGAGGACUUUGGAUUCAGUGUGUCAGACGGGCUUUACGAGAAGGGCGUCUACGUCAACAGAAUCCGCAAGGGUGGGCCAGCUGACAAAUCUGGGGUCCUGAAGCCUUACGACAGGAUCUUGCAGGUGAACGACACCAGAACCCAUGACUUCGACUGCUGCCUGACCGUCCCUUUGAUGGCAGCGGCCGGCGACCGCCUGGUGCUCGUGGUCUCGAGGAAUCCCCACGCCAAUCCUACGCUGGACUUCUCCUCGGACCUCAAUUCCCCGCCCUGGAACGACAUCGAGGAAGGGGAAGAAGGAGAAGAGGAAGGAGAGGACGGGGUCGGGGGGAUCUUAGGGGAAAAGGACCUCCUCCUCGGGGACGACACCCACGAGCCCUACUCGACCGUCACCCCGUCCUUCACGCCCAUACCCACAAUUCUCAAGACGCUAUGAAGGGUUUAUUAGGAGUCCUUCUUGGGAGAUAGAUAGUUCUCGAAAGAUUACCUUUUUUGGAGGAGUUUGGGUGAUAAGUAGAUAGAUAGAUAGUUCUUGAAAGGAAUUAUCUCUUGGUGGGAAUUCCAGUGAAAUCUCCAGUCAUCCUUGAGAGACAGAUUAAUAAACACUUCUUGCAAAAUAAAAAAAAUAAUAAAACUAUCACCUACAAUGGGGGGAAUUUCAGUGAUAUCUCGAAUGUGAGAGUGUACAUAGGCCUACUGAAGGUUGUCAGAUUUAUAGAAAAAAACAAACAAGAAGAGUUAAUUACCAUUAACACUUUGUUCCAACGUUACUGAUUUUUCUGUAGCAGCCUGAAGACUGCUCUUAACGUAUUAACCGACUCAUAUAAUUGUUGCUUUACCCUUAGUGUAUGUUUAUACUAUUUCAACGAAGUAUAACUAAGCAUCGUAUCUUGGAAUGAGAUAUAAUAUAUAAAAAAAAGUAUUUUAAUUCUGAAUACAUUUCAAUAACUCCUCUAAAACUCAACAGUGUUACAGGUUGUAUCCUAGUGCCUUUUAUAAAACUACGGUAUAUAUAUAUAUAAAUAUAUAAAAGUUUUUGUAAAUAUUUUAGUAUCAAUUUAAUCUUAAUCUAGAUACUGUCCUAUGGUGUAUAUAUAUAGUUCAGGGAAAUCGAAAUGUGGACGUCACUAAAUUUGAUCAGAUGUGGACAGUUUGUUAUUCAUUUUAUCUUCCUUGCACAGUGCAGUUACGACUCAAAAAAUUGUUAAAAGGCAGUAGUAAGCAUCGUACAUACCAUAUAACGUUAAGAAAUAGGUUUUUUUUAUAUACAUGUUAAUUGAGUAUUUAAAACAAGUUAAAUUUUACACAUGCACUUUUUCUUAACCUAACAUCUUUUAUAUAGUUUAUAGAAAUUUUUUAUAUAGAUUUUCCUUCUCUAGUUAAUCCCUAUUACACACCAAAAUAGAAUUUAGAUUCGUUCUUUAACAAUGCUGUCCACUUGUAUGCGCGUGAUUUACUGCGCAGCAUUGUAACAUAAUGCAUAAUAAUAAUAAUAAUAAUAACGAUUAUUAAUAAUAAUAACAACAACGGUUAUAUAUGUUUUUUAUCCCUAGUCAUGUAAACAAUGUUCAUUAAUACUGUAAACGGUGUAAGCACGGUUUUCAAAUCUCACGAAUAAUAAUGAUAACUCUAUUUUGUGAAUUUCCUAGAUGAAAAACUGUCAAUUUUUUUGUGAGGUGUCUUCUACAAAAAAAUAUAUUGUAUUUUUGUAAAAAAGACUCGAAAAUAAAGGAUUUUAAUUA